Molecule: messenger RNA, 1517 nt
Organism: Colius striatus (speckled mousebird)
Lineage: Eukaryota; Metazoa; Chordata; Aves; Coliiformes; Coliidae
Product: nitric oxide synthase 3-like
Exons: 11
Coding region: 66-1517 (483 amino acids)
Biological process (GO): nitric oxide biosynthetic process
Molecular function (GO): nitric-oxide synthase activity
Source: RefSeq, a predicted model, not a curated record
CACCACUUCCCACGGCGGCCGAAGGAAGCGGCCGCUCCCGGCAGCGGCGGCUCAGUGGCGGCGAGAUGGGCAACCUGCCGGCUGUGCUGCCCGGUGCCGCCCGCUCCUGCGGGCUCGGCCUCUGCUCCCGCCAGCUCAGCGCCGCGCCCGAGGACAGCGGCGGCGCGGAGCGGGGCAGCUCGGCACCCACCCUUCCGGCGGAGCCCCCCCGCUUCGCCCGCCUGAAGAACUGGGAGACGGGCACCAUCGGCUACGACACGCUCUGUGCACAGGCCCUGCAGGAGCUGCCGUGCUCGGGCCGGCGCUGUCUGGGCUCGCUGGUGCUGCCACGGCCGCUGCCCGCCCCGAGCCCCGACGGGACUCGCCCGGCUGCUGAGCUGCUGCCGCUGGCCCGGGACUUCGUCACCCAAUACUAUGUGUCCCUGCGGCGGGAGAACUCUGCGGCGCACGUGCAGCGGCUACGGGAGGUGGAAGCCACCAUCGCGGCCACCGGCACGUACCAGCUGCUGGAGCCCGAGCUGGUGUUCGGGGCCAAGCAGGCCUGGCGCAACGCCGCGCGCUGCGUCGGCCGCAUCCAGUGGAACAAGCUGCAGGUAUUUGACGCCCGGGACUGUGCCAACGUGGCGGAGAUGUUCAGCUUCCUCUGCACCCACAUCCAGUACGCCACCAACCGCGGCAACAUUCGAUCUGCCAUCACCAUCUUCCCGCCGCGCGCACCGGGCCGCGGCGAUUUCCGCAUCUGGAACUCGCAGCUGAUCCGCUACGCCGGGUACCGGCAGCCCGACGGCUCCAUCCAGGGCGACCCGGCCAACGUCGACAUCACCGAGCUCUGCAUCCAGCACGGCUGGAGCCCCGGCGGCGGCCGCUUCGACGUGCUGCCGCUGCUGCUGCAGAGCCCUGAGGAGCCCCCCGAGCUCUUCCCCCUCCCGCUGGAGCUGGUCCUCGAGGUGCCCCUCCAGCACCCCACGCUGGAGUGGUUCAGAGAGCUAGGGCUGCGCUGGUACGCGCUGCCAGCCGUGUCCAACAUGCUGCUGGAGAUCGGGGGGCUGGAGUUCCCGGCAGCCCCCUUCAACGGCUGGUACAUGAGCAGCGAGAUCGGCACCAGGAACCUCUGUGACAGCCACCGCUACAACCUGCUGCCGGAGGUGGCUCUGCGCAUGGGGCUGGACACACGGACGAGCUCGUCGCUGUGGAAGGACAAGGCUGCGGUGGAGGUGAACGUGGCAGUGCUGCACAGCUUCCAGGUGGCCAAGGUGACGAUCGUGGAUCACCACGCGGCCACCGAGUCCUUCGUCAAGCACAUGGAGAAUGAGCUGAGGACAAGAGGGGGGUGCCCGGCUGACUGGGUCUGGAUCGUGCCCCCCAUCUCAGGCAGCCUCACCCCCGUUUUCCACCAGGAGAUGGUCAACUACCAGCUCUGCCCCACCUUCCGCUACCAGCCUGAUGCCUGGAAAGUCUACGUCUCCAAAGGCACUACUGUCACCAGGAGAAAGACCUUCAAGGAGGUGGCCAAGUAG